GCAGAUCGACAGAUUCAAGAUUCAGUUCACAUAAAUCUCUCACAAAUUUCUCGACCGCCCUCUCUCUGUGUAAAUUCUUUCAUUUCUCCUCUCCGGACUGUGAGAACAACAGAGGCAAUCAAGAUUUGCUUAGAAACUGUUACAAAAUCGAGGUCAUGAACGAAGAACAACGUGAUCUCCUUCUUAGCUCGUCUUCUCGCUUCCCUCCUCCUCAAGGAGUUAGGUUAUCUUAUGGAACGGCAGGUUUUAGGGAAGAUGCCUGGGUGCUUCUUUCGACAGUUUAUAGGGUGGGAAUUCUGGCUGCUUUGAGAGCUUUGAAAACUGGGGGUGUGAUCGGGUUGAUGAUCACGGCCUCUCACAAUAAGGUAUCUGACAAUGGGGUGAAAAUUGCUGACCCAAGUGGAGGGAUGCUCACCCAGGAGUGGGAGCCCUUUGCUGAGGCGCUCGCCAAUGUGUCUUCCUCGCAAGAGAUCGUUCGAUUAAUCAAUGACUUUGCGGAGAAGGAAAAUAUCAUAUUGAAUGGAGCAAAAUCUGCUAGAAUACUGGUGGCAAGAGAUACAAGGCCGAGUGGAGAAGAGCUACUCGAUGCUGCUAAACAUGGAAUUGGUUCAAUCAAUGGGGCUGUUGCUCAUGAUAUGGGAGUUUUGACAACGCCACAGUUACAUUGGAUGGUUCAUACCCAAAAUAAAGGCAUGAGGGCAUCAGAAUUUGAUUACUUUUAUUCACUUUCAGAAUCAUUCAGGGACUUGUAUUUGAACUCAAAUAAUGGUGAACUGAAUGAUUGGGAUAACCAGUUGGUUGUUGAUGGGGCUAACGGUGUCGGUGGACUGAAACUAAAACUAUUAAAGGAAAUGUUGAAAGGUGUGUCUAUUGAGAUUCGUAAUUCUGGAAAUGAAGAAGGGAUACUCAAUGAAGGAGUUGGUGCUGAUUAUGUUCAGAAAGAGAAGAUUGUUCCACGUGGCUUUGGUUCACAAGAUGUUGGGAUCAGGUGUGCUAGUUUUGAUGGCGAUGCUGAUCGGCUCAUAUAUUUUACCGUGCCAUCAAAAAGUAGCAAUAAGAUCAAUCUUGUCGAUGGGGACAAGAUAUUAUCUUUAUUUGCUAUAUUCAUCAAGGAACAAUUAACAAUUUUAGCAGGAAGGGACAAAGAUAAAAUCGAGUUUGAGCCCCGCCUUGGUGUUGUACAAACUGCUUAUGCAAAUGGAGCAUCAACUCGGUAUCUUAAAGAGUUGGGACUGGAAGUAGUGUUCACUCCAACAGGAGUAAAGUACCUGCAUGAGAAAGCUGCUGAGUAUGAUAUUGGGAUCUAUUUUGAAGCAAAUGGUCAUGGGACUAUCUUGUUCUCAGAUUACUUCGAUGGCCGGAUAUUUCCCAUUCAUAAUCAGCUCUACAGUGUAGCUAAAGAUUCGGAAGAGGAAAGUGCAGCCAGGAGAUUACUGGCAGUCAGUAAAUUAGUCAACCAAGCUGUGGGAGAUGCUCUGAGUGGCUUGCUUCUAGUCGAGGCUAUUCUACGGUACAAAAAUUGGUCGAUACAUAAAUGGAGUGAGCUUUAUCAGGACCUACCGAGUAGGCAACUCAAGGUGAAAGUUGUUGAUAGAACUGCGGUUGAAAUGACCAAUGCAGAAACUGAGGUUGUAAAGCCACCUGGUAUACAAGAAGCUAUCAAUUCCGAAAUAGCAAAAUAUCCUCAAGGCCGUUGUUUCAUAAGGCCAUCAGGAACCGAGGACGUUAUCCGUGUCUAUGCAGAAGCAUCCACACAGGAAGGAGCAGAUAACCUAGCAAGCUCAGUAGCGAAAGUAGUAGACCAAUUCCUCGGGGUUGGCAGCUCAAAACAAGCAGAUCAAUGAACGACCAUGAGACACAUGAUGAAAAUAAUGUUUCCAUGGAUGAAGCUCUGUUAGAGAUUCAUCCUAGUCGAUAUGAUCAGCUUCUAAUUGUUCGUUCUUAAAGUUUUUACAGAAUUUUGCAAUGUAAAGAUUACAUAAGCCGUUCAUUUAGUCUUUGUCAGUGAUUGCAUUCUCAAGAAGUGAACAUUGGAGUUGAACAGACAUUUCAAUAACAUUUGUUAGACUGUAAAAUAAUCUUUUGAAUGUUGAUGGAGAUUGUUGUUGGGCACUCUUUUAAAAAA
This is a messenger RNA of Momordica charantia (bitter melon), 2125 nucleotides long. It is a transcript of the gene DRT101, whose product is annotated as phosphoglucosamine mutase-like protein. NCBI's taxonomy places the organism in Eukaryota, Viridiplantae, Streptophyta, Magnoliopsida, Cucurbitales, Cucurbitaceae. Gene Ontology annotation, biological process: UDP-N-acetylglucosamine biosynthetic process; carbohydrate metabolic process. Gene Ontology annotation, molecular function: phosphoacetylglucosamine mutase activity. The record is from RefSeq and is a predicted model, not a curated record.